CUCGGAAAUCCUGCGCUUGCAGGUGUCGGAUUCCACGUGGGAGGUGGACUUGAUUUUCAUGGCUGUUUCUCUUUCCCUGAUGACACUUGUCCAGGACGCUGUCCUUCCAGAGAGGAAGAAAUGACCAAGUGCCAGGGCAUUGUGCCAAUGGCUGCUGGUCAAGGAGGAAUUUGCUUAAUGUUUUAGGAACUAGUGACAUUCAAGGAUGUCUCUUGGGGCUUCCCUGAAGAACAGCAGGGCUGCCUGGACUCUGCUCAGAGAAAGCUGCACUGAGCUGUGAUGCUGGAGAACCACAGUUGGUCUUUGAAGGAGACUUGAAUGAAAAUUCUAUGGAGAAUCUUCAAGAAAAAAGGACUUAGGAUCUAUUAUAUAGGGGCUUUUCUGCUGGCUAAUUUUAGAAGAUAUGGUCAGCACAAUAACAGAGUCAGGAUCGUAUUCUGAAUCUUCCGGGAGAAGUGUACAGGACCCUGAACUAGAUUUUUCCCUUUAUCAGAAGUAGGGAGAAGCAUCUUCUGUAUUUCUAGAAACGAGCAGUGUGGUGACUCUUCAAAGUGAUGAUUACAAAAACAUGGCCAAUGAAGAAUAUUUGUCUUUGAAACUCCCAAGCCAAAUGGCCGCAAAGGACUCCUCAGUGACUUUCUGUAAAAAUGAGCCCCAGGAUCCUCAGAAAAGCAAAAGUGUGUUUAUAACUGAAGAAGGCACUGAGAGAAAAGUCUCAGAAGGAGAAAGUCCUCCCAUGGACCAUUGUUCAGAGAACCUUCAAAUUAAACUUACAUCUGAUGUAACAGGACUGGUCUCACCAUUGGUCAGUGGUCAGGCAACUUGCCAGAAUGGCCAGUUGAAAGAAUCUUUGGAUCACUUUGACUGUAACUGCAAAGACAUCUGUGGUUGGAAAUCACAGGUAGUCAGUCGUAGUCGUCGGAGACCUCAAACAGAGGAGAAACACUGUAACCAUUAUAACUGCAGGAAAAGACGUAACAGCAGCUCAGGCAGUAAUCCAUGUGAGAAAAUCCACACUGCAGAGAAACUACACAGAUGUAGUCGGUGUGGUAAGGACUUCAGUGAGCGCUCAGAACUACUACUUCAUCAAAGACACCACACAGAAGAAAAGCCCUACAAAUGUGAGCAGUGUGGGAAGGGCUUCACGAGGAGCUCCAGUCUCCUCAUCCAUCGAGCAGUCCACACAGAUGAGAAACCCUAUAAAUGUGACAAGUGUGGGAAAGGCUUCACAAGGAGUUCAAGUCUGCUCAUUCAUCACGCAGUCCAUACAGGCGAAAAGCCUUAUAAAUGUGACAAGUGUGGGAAGGGCUUUAGUCAGAGCUCCAAACUGCAUAUCCACCAACGAGUGCACACUGGCGAGAAGCCCUAUGAGUGUGGGGAAUGUGGUAUGAGCUUCAGUCAGCGCUCCAACCUGCACAUCCACCAGCGAGUCCACACUGGGGAGAGGCCCUACAAAUGUGGGGAAUGUGGGAAGGGCUUCAGUCAGAGUUCAAACCUUCACAUUCACCGGUGCAUACACACAGGUGAGAAGCCCUUCCAGUGCUAUGAAUGUGGGAAGGGCUUUAGUCAGAGCUCUGAUCUUCGCAUCCAUCUCCGAGUACACACUGGAGAGAAGCCCUAUCACUGUGGCAAGUGUGGGAAGGGAUUUAGCCAGAGCUCAAAACUCCUCAUCCACCAGAGAGUGCAUACUGGAGAGAAGCCCUAUGAGUGCAGCAAGUGUGGGAAGGGCUUCAGCCAGAGCUCCAACCUCCACAUCCACCAGCGGGUUCAUAGGAAAGAUCCUAUUAAAUAAGGUCUUCAGUCAUAUGCUCAUACUGUAAAGACUUGAGUAUUUUUAAUAUCACUCUUUAUUCUCAGGAGAGAGAUCAUAGGUUAUUCAGAUAUGUUCCCUCACUGAAAUUCAUUCAUUAUUUAAAGUAUUUAAGUACCAACCACUUUGUCAUGCUAUAUAGAGAACUGACUCUUCUGUUUCCUCAGAUGGGUAGAGUGAAAUGUCUAUACUUUGCAGUUCAGCCAGUGUUAUUAGAACUAUAUAUCCUACCCAGCCUUUUUAAGUGCAAGAACUUUAUAUUUGUGCAAACAGAACAUGUUUCCCUUUGUUCACAUUCUCUGAGAAAUUGAAACUCUGGUUUCUCUUCAA
This is a messenger RNA of Hyaena hyaena (striped hyena), 2140 nucleotides long. It is a transcript of the gene ZNF239, whose product is annotated as zinc finger protein 239. Gene Ontology annotation, molecular function: DNA-binding transcription repressor activity, RNA polymerase II-specific. The transcript is spliced from 4 exons. The record is from RefSeq and is a predicted model, not a curated record. Gene Ontology annotation, biological process: negative regulation of transcription by RNA polymerase II. Lineage: Eukaryota; Metazoa; Chordata; Mammalia; Carnivora; Hyaenidae.